Molecule: messenger RNA, 774 nt
Organism: Cadophora gregata
Lineage: Eukaryota; Fungi; Ascomycota; Leotiomycetes; Helotiales; Ploettnerulaceae
Exons: 1
Coding region: 1-774 (257 amino acids)
Source: RefSeq, a predicted model, not a curated record
AUGAAUAGAAAAGUACUAAAACAAACCCAGGGCUACGGCAUCCAACUCCCUCCCUCCAACCGACCCUUCACAGCCCCCUUCCUAGAAACCAUGGUCCUCCCACCCCACCUCUCAACCGAAAACUGGUACGCCUCCUUCCAAACCCACCUCACCACCGCCUCUGCAAACCGCCCCUGGACAUGGGCCGAAGUCCGUCCCGACGCCAUCAUCGGCUUCGUCCCCAACGGCAGCACAUUCAACCUCGCCGCCCACUGGGCGACCUACCUCUCCGCCUAUGCCCUCCUCGAAGCCCCUGGCUCCAAAGUCCCAUAUCCAGGAACCAAUGCAGGCUACGAAUCUCUCUUCAACGACGCAAGUGCAUCCAUCAUCGGCCGUCUCACCAUCUACGUCUCUCUGCACCCUGAGACGUGCGGAGGCGGGAAGUUAUUCAACAUCGCGGACCAGGAACGGCCGACGAGUAUGAAGGAGCGGUGGCCGAAGAUAUGCGAGUAUUUUGGGCUUGUAGGUGUUGCACCUCUGGAUGAAGGGAAGGGUAAGUUGCUUCCUGGGGAGUAUUUGAGGGUUAAUAGGGAGAGGUUGGAGGAGAAGGGGUUGAGGGGGGUGGAUGUUUGGAAGGGUGAUUUCUUGGAUACUUAUGGCUUUUAUUGUAAUUUUGAUAGGCAGUUGAUCUUGAAGAGAAUUAGGGAGGUUGGGUUUAGUGAGGAGAGAGAUCCGCAUGGAAGUUGGGUGGAGGCGUUUGAGGGGUUUAGGAGGGCCGGGAUGAUUCCAGGCUAG